Penicillium angulare is the source of this 2019-nucleotide messenger RNA. It is a transcript of the gene nop7, whose product is annotated as mRNA-binding ribosome synthesis protein NOP7. The transcript is spliced from 3 exons. Gene Ontology annotation, molecular function: RNA binding. The record is from RefSeq and is a predicted model, not a curated record. The coding region runs from base 1 to 2019 and encodes 672 amino acids. Lineage: Eukaryota; Fungi; Ascomycota; Eurotiomycetes; Eurotiales; Aspergillaceae. Gene Ontology annotation, cellular component: PeBoW complex; nucleolus. Gene Ontology annotation, biological process: ribosome biogenesis; maturation of LSU-rRNA from tricistronic rRNA transcript (SSU-rRNA, 5.8S rRNA, LSU-rRNA).
AUGGGUAAAAUAAAGAAGAAGGGUACCUCUGGCCAGGCCAAAAACUAUAUCACCCGUACCCAGGCCGUGCGCAAACUUCAGAUUUCCUUGCCUGAUUUCCGUCGUCUUUGCAUUUUCAAGGGUAUCUAUCCUCGUGAGCCCCGUAACAAGAAGAAGGCUUCCAAGACCUCGACGCCAAACACCACCUUCUACUACACCAAGGAUAUCCAGUAUCUGCUUCACGAGCCGCUGCUAAACAAGUUCCGUGACCAGAAGGCCGUUGCCAAGAAGAUUGCCCGCUCUCUCGGUCGUGGUGAAGUUAGCGACGCUGCGCGCUUGGAGAAAAAUCAUGCUCCUAAGCUCACCCUUGACCAUGUCAUCAAGGAGCGUUACCCAACCUUCAUUGACGCCCUCCGUGAUCUCGACGACGCUUUGUCUCUGCUGUUCUUGUUCGCUACUCUUCCCUCAACUACUCAUGUCCCUUCCAAGACCGUUGCUCUGUGUCAGCGCCUUUGCCAUGAAUUCCAACACUACCUGAUCACCACAAACUCGCUCCGCCGGUCUUUCCUGUCGAUCAAGGGUAUCUACUACCAGGCCACUAUCCAGGGCCAGGAUAUCAUGUGGUUAGUUCCGUACAGAUUCGUGCAGCGUGUCAACGGCGAUGUCGACUACCGCAUCAUGGCUACCUUUGUCGACUUUUACACUACUUUGUUGGGCUUCGUCAACUUCCGACUCUACUCAUCCAUUGGUUUAAGGUACCCUCCUAAGUUUGAUACCCGCAGCGAUGAGAACGGCGCCGAGUUGGCCGCUUUCACUUUAGAAGGACGUAACGUCGCUGAGGCCCCCAAGGCCCUGGGAUCCAGCAAGUCCCAGAAGAACGGAGCCUCGAACAAGGAGGUUUCCAAGGCAGUUCAGGCCAAGGUUGACAAGGUCAUCAAGUCAGUUGGCUUGGACCAGACCAAUGAUGAGCAAGCUAUGGACACAACCGAGGAAAACACUGAGACUAUCGACCGAUUCGAGCCUGCUGCUCCCGAAGCCGACACUCUGCCCCAACCAGACAUGAGCGGCAACGAGGCCGGCACUCUCUUCUCUCCUUUCGUGUUCUAUAUCUCCCGUGAGGCGCCCAAGGCACCCAUCGAGUUCAUUCUGCGUGCUUUCGGCUGCAAGCGCGUUGGAUGGGAUGCUGUUUUGGGCGAUGGUGCUUUCACCAAUGAUGAAACAGACACGCGAAUCACCCACCAGAUUGUGGAUCGUCCCCAGCUGCCGGCGGAGUCUCUACCUGCCAUUCCUGAAGGCGAAAGCUCAAGCCAGAAGGUCAAGCCUGGCACUCGCAUUCCUGGUCGUACUUAUGUCCAGCCUCAAUGGAUCUGGGACUGCAUCAACGAUGGCAAGCUCCUUCGUGCUGAUCUUUACAGCCCUGGUACUACUCUUCCGCCUCAUCUGAGCCCAUGGGUCAAGCCUAACCGUGGCGGCUACGACCCCAAGGCUUCUCUGGCUGAGCAGGAAGAGGAAGGCGAAGCUGAGAUUGCCGAAGAGGCCGAAGAUAGCGAUGAAGAGAUGGAAGAUGAAACCCCUGCGGAGUCUAAGCCCGCUGCCCCUGCUGAGGAGUCUGAUGACGAGUCUAUUGACGGUGGCAUGGAUGUUGCCGGCACAGAUGAUGGCGAGAGCGAGAGUGACGAAGAGGAAGAUGAUGAUGAAGAUGAGGAGUUUGGCGGAAUUGAGGAAGCUGAGGUCGACUCUGAUGACGAUGAUGAGGCCGCUCGUAACCAGCACCAGCGCGAGCUGGAAGCCGAGGCUGCCGGUCUGCCCUACUCAUCCAAUGGAGCCGCUGACGAAUCAACCAAGAAGAAGAGCACUCAGACGAAGAAGCUUGCUGCCAAGAAGCGCAAGGAGGAAGAGGAGCUUGAGAGACAGAAGAUGAUGAUGAGCCGCAAGAAGCGCAAGCUGUUGGAGAAGAUGAUGCACUCGAACAAGAAGACGUCUGAUGAGGCUGCCAAGCUCCGUUCCAAGCGUCGCAAGCUUGAGAAGGGUGAGAAAUAG